AUGCCUAGCUUCUGUGCUGCUAUUUUAAAACAACAGGAGAAUGAAGAAGUCCUCAGCACUGGCCAGCUGAAACAUGACAUUAUGGAUGAGGAAAAUGCCCUGCCCUUUAAGUUAUUAUUAGUUAGUCAGUUCCUGCUUUUGCUCAACCUAAACAAUGAUAAAUCAUAUAAUAAAAAAAAAUAAUAAAAAAAAAAUAAUACAUUUUAAGAGCACCUCAUCAGACAUCUAUUGCCAACAUAGAAGUGUUUGUCCUCUUUCACAAUAAUAAAUCACAUUUUAAACAUUACAUGAGCAAAAUGACUUCGAAAUUAAUGUUGUCCUUCCAAACAAUGGGUUAGCACACUGUACUCAUCCUAUGUAUAUGUGUGAAUAACGUUAUUUAUAGAGGAUUGUACAACGGGGUGGGUCUAAUCCUGAAUGCUGAUUGGUUAAAACCGCAUUCCAGCCGGUGUCUAUUGGCUAAAUCUAUGACGUUAAAAUGCCUAUUUCCAUCUGACUGCGCAAUCCACUGUCUCAUCAGUCCAGCCAGGAAAUGUAUAAACUUGAUCUCCACUAUAAAAAGCACCUUGACAUUAUCUCACAUUUCUUUUAGACUUACAUUUAGUUUUCAACUGUGGAGAUUUGUAUAAACCUUGCUGUCUGUCUCUCUGACAUUUGCAACAUUGUUUCUAUUGAAAUUCGAUCUCCAGCUGUCCCAUAGUAAUGAACGUGUUGGGAGUCGGGACGAGACCGACAGGCAUGCAGCUUUUUCUCAGCCAGUCGAAAUGAAUCAGCAUAGUUUUUAUGGAUAUAUACAAAGAACUAUCAAUAGAAAACAGGUAAAAAAUGAACUAAGUGCAGCUAGUUUACUGUCUUUCCAGCUUCCGUUUGAAGUGAUUGUGUUAACUGUGUUGUUGGCUAGCUCCGCUGAACAACAGUGUCCUGACGAGUGAGCACAUUUUCUAUGCCAGGCGAAAUCAUGCAUCAUUAGCUCAUUGUUAUGGAUGUAUCCAAAUAAUUGUCACUAGAAAACAGCUUAAACAAACGCAAAUGCAGCUACUUUGCUGUUAUUCUGGCUGCACUUUUUGACGUGACUGUGAGUUAGCUGUAGUUGGCUAGCUAGCCAGCAAGGGAUAAGAACGUUGCCAGCCAGUAUGGCAAUGGAACAUUAGAACGAACGACUGGGUCGCGUCUCUGGCAACCGAACCGAUAGAACGAACGACCAGCCGACUUGGGUAGCAACCUUUGAUUUGUGUCGGGACUAAAUGUUGUGGAAGGAUGAAAUGGUAUGAAUAAAAUAAUAAAAAUAAAGUUUUUAAUGAAAAUAUGUAAAUCAUUAUUUGAAUACAGUUUAAGUCGGAAGUUUACAUACACCUUAGCCAAAUACAUUUAAACUCAGUUUUUCACAAUUCCUGACAUUUAAUCCUAGUAAAAAUUCCCUGUUUUAGGUCAGUUAGGAUCACCACUUUAUUUUAAGAAUGUGAAAUAACAGAAUAAUAGUAGAGAAUGAUUUAUUUAAGCUUUUAUUUCUUUCAUCACGUUCCCAGUGGGUCAGAAGUUUACAUACACUCAAUUAGUAUUUGGUAGCAUUGCCUUUAAAUUGUUUAACUUGAGUCUAUAGGAUUGAGGUCAGGGCUUUGUGAUGGCCACUCCAAUACCUUGACUUUGUUGUCCUUAAGCUUUGGAAGUAUGCUUGGGGUCAUUGUCCAUUUGAAAGACCCAUUUGUGACCAAGCUUUAACUUCCUGACUGAUGUCUUGAGAUGUUGCUUCAAUAUAUCCACAUAAUUUUCCUUCCUCAUGAUGCCUUCUAUUUUGUGAAGUGCACCAGUCCCUCCUGCAGCAAAGCACCCCCACAGCAAAGCACCCCCACAGCAUGAUGCUGUCAGGUUAUGUCGAUAUAGGACUCAUUUUACUGUGGCUAUAGAUAAUUUUGUACCUGUUUCCUCCAGCAUCUUCACAAGGUCCUUUGCUGUUGUUCUGGGAUUGAUUUGCACUUUUCGCACCAAAGUACGUUAAUCUCUAGGAGACAGAACGCGUCCCCUUCCUGAGCGGUAUGACGGCUGCGUGGUCCCAUGGUGUUUAUACUUGCGUACUAUUGUUUGUACAGAUGAACGUGGUACCUUCAGGCGUUUGGAAAUUGCUCCCAAGGAUGAACCAGACUUGUGGAGGUCUACAAUUUCUUUUCUGAGGUCUUGGCUGAUUUUUCUUUUGAUUUUCCCAUGAUGCCAAGCAAAGAGGCACUGAGUAAGGUAGGCCUUGAAAUACAUCCACAGGUACACCUCCAAUUGACUCCAAUGAUGUCAAUUAGCCUAUCAGAAGCUUCUAAAGCCAUGACAUCAUUUUCUGGAAUUUUCCAAGCUGUUUAAAGGCACUGUCAACUUAGUGUAUGUAAACUUCUGACUUCAACUGUAUGUUGGUAACCCGUUGUAUAAAAGUGGGAGUGCCCUCAAUGCCGGUGUUUGGAGGAUAUAUUGGCAUGGUUUGCCGUCCCGAGACGAAUAUAUCCUCAACACCAGCUUCUCGGGCAUUAUCACUUAAUCAUACCAUAGCAUUGUUGAAUACUCGUUUCUGAUUGGCUUGAAGGGCAUUCUAGAGCGUGCAUUAUUUCCCUAUAACGCACAUUAUAUUUCACGGUAGAAUUCAAUGGCUAUAGUUCAUUCUUACAUGUUCUAUGUUUGAGCUGCUUUUGAAAGCAAAAGUCCAAUUGAAAAUGUUAUUGGCAUUGUUGAAUUCGAUUUUCAUAAUAGCAAGCUAGGACUGAUGGUUUGGUUAGCUAAAGGAGCAAGUCUGUUUGUUUGGUUACCAAGGCAACUACUGUAGCUAUUCUAGUAAACUUGCUAGCUACUUCAGUGGAUGUUGAACACAUUUCUACCUGCAAAUGAACACAUUUCUAUCGGUAAAUGGGGUGGCAGGUAGCUUAGUGGUUAAGAGCGUUGUGCCAGUAACCGAAAGGUCGCUGGUUCUAAUCCCUGAGCCGACUAGGUGAAAAAUCUGUCGAUGUGCCCUUGAGCAAGGCACUUAACCCUAAUUGCUCCUUUAAGUCGCUCUUUGAUAAGAGCGUCUGCUAAAUGACUUAAAUGUAAAUUAUAGCCAUGGUAUUAAAGGGUUAUCAACUUGGGGCUCUAUGCGUUCUCUGGAAAAUAAUGCAACUCAUUGGAAGGUUGUUAAUUAUUUUCCAUAGAACGCAUUAUCCCUUACGUAAGGUGGUUACUGGGCUGUCACUCAACUGUGAGACGUCUUGAAUGGAAAGGCUAAUAGUCCUGUAUCGAUCAAUAAUAUAAUACUUUUAGCAAAAAUGUUUAUUUUCAAUUUACAAUCUGUAGAAACAAUGAGAAUAGGAAGGUUCAGAACUUUUGUAAAACAUCACAGUACAGUUGAAAAAUAUAUGGCAAAUAGAAAUCCUAUAUGGAUGGUGUUAAGAGAUCGAUGGGAGGUGUUGAAUGAAGCUGAAGGAUGGGACUAAUAACAACUAACAAUAAUAACAACAAGAUAACUAAUAAUGUAAGCAUACUGUGUCCAUAAUAAGUAUAUAGAUUAUAGGUUGAGAGCUUUUGUGAAAGAGCACAGUUAGAAAGAUAUGGCAUAUAGAAGCAAACCGGAUGGACAUCAUGAAAAUGAUCAGAGAGGUUGAGGGUAGAGGAAGUUCAGGAGUAAAAACAAACAAAAUUGAAUUAUUGUAAAAUUGACUGUGUCCAUAAAAUGUAUAUAGUAUGUAUAAGCUGGAAGUAGAGGCCUAAGUGUUCACAAGUUUACUCCAAUUAGGGAAGGGGUGGUGGGGUUGGAAAGUAAUAAAGGGAAAUAUAUAUUUUUUUAAAGGAUGUGUGUAAAUGUAUGUAUAUAUGUACGUAUAUGUGUGUGUGUGUGUGUGUGUAUAUGUACAGUGGUGUGAAAAAGUGUUUGCCCCCUUCCUGAUUUGUUAUUUGUUUGCAUGUUUAUCACACUUAAAUGUUUCAGAUCAUUAAACAAAUUUAAAUAUUAGUCAAAGAUAACACAAGUAAACACAAAAUGCAGUUUUGAAAUGAAGGUUGUUAUUAUUAAGGGAAAACAAAAUCCAAACCUACAUGGCCCUGUGUUUGCCCCCCCCCUGUUAUAACACAACUCAACUGUGGUUUAUCACACCUGAGUUCAAUUCCUCUAGCCACACCCAGGCCUGAUUACUGCCACACCUGUUCUCAAUCAAGGAAUCACUUAAAUAGGACCUGCCUGACAAAGUGAAGUAGACCAAAAGAUCCUCAAAAGCUAGACAUCAUGCCGCGAUCCAAAGAAAUUCAGGAACAAAUGAGAAAGAAAAUAAUUGAGAUCCAUCAGUCUGGAAAAGGUUAUAAAGCAAUUUCUAAAGCUUUGGGACUCCAGCGAACCACAGUGAGAGCCAUUAUCCACAAAUGGCGAAAACAUGGAACAGUGGUGAACCUUCCCUGGAGUGGCCGGCCGACCAAAUUUACCCUAAGAGCGUAGCGACGACUCAUCCAAGAGGUCACAAAAGACCCCACAACAACAUCCAAAGAGCUGCAGGUCUCACUUGCCUCAGUUAAGGUCAGUGUUCAUGACUCCACCUAAAGAAAGAGACUGGGCAAAAAUGGCCUGCAUGGCAGAGUUCCAAAACGAAUACCACUGCUGAGCAAAAAUAACAUUAAGGCUCGUCUCAUUUUUGCCAGAAAACAUCUUGAUGAUCCCCAAGACCUUUGGGAAAAUACUCUGUGGACUGACGAGACAAAAGUUGAACUUUUUGGAAGUUGUGUGUCCCAUUACAUCUAGCGUAAAAGUUACACCGCAUUUCAGAAAAAGAACAUCAUACCAACAGUAAAAUAUGGUGGCGGUAGUGUGAUGGUCUGGGCCUGUUUUGCUGUUUCAGGACCUGGAAGACUUGCUGUGAUAAACGGAACCAUGAAUUCUGCUGUCUACCAAAAAAUCCUGAAGGAGAAUGUCCAGCCAUCUGUUCGUGACCUCAAGCUGAAGCGAACUUGGGUUCUGCAGCAGGACAAUGAUCCAAAACACACCAGCAAGUCCACCUCUGAAUGGCUGAAGAAAAACAAAAUGAAGACUUUGGAGUGGCCUAGUCAAAGUCCUGACCUGAAUCCUAUUGAGAUGCUGUGGCAUGACCUUAAAAAGGCAGUUCAUGCUCGAAAACCCUCCAAUGUGGCUGAAUUACAACAAUUCUGCAAAGAUGAGUGGGCCAAAAUUCCUCCACAGCGCUGUAAAAGACUCAUUGCAAGUUAUCGCAAACGCUUGAUUGCAGUUGUUGCUGCUAAGGGUGGCCCAACCAGUUAUUAGGUUGUAGGGGGAAAUCACUUUUUCACACAGGGCCAUGUAGGUUUGGAUUUUGUUUUCCCUUAAUAAUAACAACCCUCAUUUCAAAACUGCAUUUUGUUUUUAUUUGUGUUAUCUUUGACUAAUAUUAAAAUUUGUUUGAUCUGAAACAUUUAAGUGUGACAAACAUGCAAACAAAUAAGAAAUCAGGAAGGGGGCAAACACUUUUUCACACCACUAUAUGUGUGUGUAUAUAUACGUGUGUGUGUGUGUACACAGUUGGGAGAACAAGUAUUUGAUACACUGCUGAUUUUGUAGGUUUUCCUACUUACAAGACCUGUAAUUUUUAUCAUAGGUACACUUCAACUGUGAGAGACGGAAUCUAAUAAAAUGCAAAUGAAUUACUUAAAAAUCAUACAAUGUGAUUUUCUGGAUUUUUGAUCUUAAUUUUGAUAAAAAUUACAGACCUCUACAUGCUUUGUAAGUAGGAAAACCUGCAAAAUCGGCAGUGUAUCAAAUACUUGUUCUCCCAACUGUAUCUAUUUACAUAAAAAUGGAUGUCUUUGUAGGUGUGUGUGUGCGAGGGGAAAAAAAACAUAUGGGGCAUUGCAGACAAUUACGUUGAUGGAAGUUACAAUCUAUCUGCAGUGCUAAAGCUGAUCUACCCCCAAAAACAAAUAAUGAAAAAUGUUAGUGUAAAUCCCAUGCAAGUCUCACUCAUUUCUGGAAAAAAGUUUUAUGUAAUGUUAUCCCUGGAAUUAUGGUUAUGGAAUGCCUAAUACUGUGCUGUUUUACAACAAGGGAUCAUCUUAGUGCUGUUAGUAAUAUACAUUAGUAAUAGGUCUACCAGAAAUACCAGAAUGUUUUUUCUUGUACUAUUCUCUGUGAAUAAAAAUCUAUUAUUGAAAAUAGUUAUUCUAAUGAUUUAAGGAAAGAGAGAAAAGUUGAACACUAAACAGUAUCGGUAAAUAUUGUCAAAGCCUGUGCCAAGUGCUCACGAGAAGGCCUCUAACCAUUGUUGUACUUGUCCUCCAUCCAGACAGCCAGCCCACCCCAGGGGGUCAGUACCCCUGCAGCAGCCCCAGCCAGAGACCACUCCCCAGGAGCCAGAUGAGCCUGAGGAGAUCCUAGGCUCUGAUGAUGAGGAGCAGGAGGACCCCAAUGACUACUGCAAGGGUGAGGGGAUGACUGCUGCAAGGGUGGUGGGGGGGGUGACUGGUGCACGGGUGACUGGCGCACGGGUGAGGGGGAUGCUUAUUUAGGUUGUUUUGGACUUCAAGGGUGAGCCAAUGACUCCUUUGAAUGAUGUUUGCUUUCCUGCUGUCACUAAUCUCCCUCUCCUGUGUGUAGGUGGCUAUCACCAUGUAAAGAUAGGAGAUCUGUUCAAUGGGAGGUACCAUGUGAUCAGGAAGCUGGGCUGGGGACACUUCUCCACUGUGUGGCUGGCCUGGGACAUCCAGUAAGAUCACUUCUCAUGUCAUUGUCUGUGAAGGCCUGAGACUGCGUCACACCAGAUUCUGAUCAACAGAUCUUCACAAUGCCAGAAGCAGUAUUUGUUAAACCUAAUUUGUUUGCUGUAAUAAUCCUAUAUUGCACAGAAUCUUAACAUACACUGUCAGCCUGACUGACUGACUGACUGUCUGUUUUGUAGGGUGAAGAGGUUUGUGGCUAUGAAGGUAGUGAAGAGUGCAGAGCACUACACAGAGACGGCUGUGGAUGAGAUCAAACUGCUGAGAUCUGUGAGUGCUAACUCCGAGUCAAUCAUACUGAUCGGCCUGACAUCAGCCUGAUAUUUCAUUUUCUUCCCUCCCUUUGUUCUCCUUUCAGACAUUUGUUCUGAUACAUUUUUUUAUUUCCUGGGUUUUUGUGGUUCGUAGGUGAGAAACACAGACCCUGACGACCCCAAGAGGGAAAUGGUGGUCCAGCUACUGGAUGACUUCAAGAUCUCCGGCAUCAACGGGACUCAUGUGUGCAUGGUGUUUGAGGUGCUGGGGUACCACCUACUGAAGUGGAUCAUCAAGUCCAACUACCAGGGCCUUCCUCUGCCCUGCGUCAAGAGCAUCAUAAGACAGGUAAUGACACAUGGCGUAGUCCUCAUACCUUGGCUAUCCAAACCUAAUCCUAUGUCUUGUUGCUGAUCAGGAUUGGGGUCAAUUCCAUAUCAAUUCAGCAAGUAAACUGAGAUUCCUUAUUUCCUAAUUGAAAAGCAAUGAAUUAAAAUGGAAUUGGCCCCACCCCUGCUACUGAUCCUUCACCUCAUUGACCUUGCAAAGAUUAAUUAAAAAACUUUCAGUCCCAUAAAAAAAAAAAAAGUCUUACUAAUCUACUUAAACUAUCCCAGGGUGUCUGGCUAAAGUGAAAUUGAUGUCCAGACUUCUUUGACUAAUGAACGAGAUGGAUGGCAAUAUGGCACUAGUGUUACCCCGGGUGUUUCUGCAGGUCCUCCAGGGGCUGGACUAUCUUCACACCAAGUGUAAAAUCAUCCACACGGACAUCAAGCCAGAGAACAUCCUGUUGACGGUGAAUGAGCCGUACGUGAGGAGGCUGGCGGCGGAGGCUACAGAGUGGCAGAAAGCAGGGGCUCCCCCCCCCUCAGGGUCCGCAGGUAGGGGUUAAGUCCAUGCACUGCGCCCAUACACGCCGCGUGCAGAUGCAGACACGGCGCGACACCAGCACUCGUGCAAAAGUUCACCAAAAUAUGAAUUGUGGUGUACAGCAGAAUGUUGACUUGGCUCUGUUCUCUCUUCAGUCAGCACAGCUCCAGCUCCAAAAGCAGUAAGUCUCCCCUUUUCACUCAUUGUCUCUGCUAACAAUUUUAGCCAUUCAGUGUUGCUGUGCUGCUGCAGCCACAACCAGUAGUGUUGUAUUCAGUAAACCCUGUUGACUCCUGUCUGUCCUGCUUCCUCUUCCUCUCCAGACGACCAAAAUGUCCAAGAACAAGAAGAAGAAGUUAAAGAAGAAGCAGAAGCGUCAGGCGGAGCUUUUGGAGAAAUGCAUUCUGGAUCUGGAGGAGAUGGAGAAGGCUCCGGGGAGGGAGGAGGAGGAGGAGGAGGAGGAUGAAGAGGAGGAGGACCCAGAGUCUCCCGUCUCUCCCAAGUCGGAGCGGCAAUAUUGUGCUCCUCUCAGACAGAUCUCCUUACAGGAAGUAGCCAUCCAAGACACAGCAGGUGACUUUCUGGAAUUCAAUUCAAUACAACUUUAUUGUCCCUCAAGGGGACGUUAGUAUUUUUUAAUCAUGGGCCUGGAGAUCCACACUGAGUUGUACAGAUUUUUCCUCAACACAGCACUGAUGCACCUGAUUCAACUAAUCUACUAAUUAUCAAGUGUUUGAUUAGUUGAACCAGCUGAGCUGGGACCAAAGCCUACACACCCAGUGGGUCUCCAAGAUUAGGAUUAAGAACAACACAGAAUUAGACUAAUUAGAAGGAAACUACUAGUCCAGCCUCCUACUAGAUCUAAUGUUAUUUUCUCAUAUACCCAGAGUGCAUUGCGGGUGCGGAGGUGAACUGUAACGGCCUUCAUCCUGAGGAAGAGGAGGAUGGAACGGAAGAGAAGAAAGCAGAGUGGAGAGAGCAUGACCAACACAACGGUAACGCAGACCAAACAGUGGAUCGCUCUCUUCUUCAGCCCGUGUGUAACGGCCUGGUGUCCCCGGGAACAGAGGAGCCUGACACCCCAGAGAGUGGAGCUCUGACCAGGAAGAUGGCUGAGACUGAAAUAAAGACAAAAGCGUCCGAGACGGAGACAACAAGCUUUAGUGGCCGGGAGGAGGUGGAGCUAUCGCCAGAGGAGGAGGAGAAGAAUCAGGAAAGGAGUCAAGUGGAAGUCACAGAGGAGGCGCAGGACAGGAGUCGUGGGGAGAAGGAGGCCACAGAGGAGGUGUUGGAGAACGUCCAGUAUGGAGGAGAACAGGAGAGUCUGAAGGAUGGUGAGUAGACAGGACGGUGAGUACACAGUCAUGAUGUUGAGAACACGGGUAUCAGAUAUCUCUGUCUUAAACAGGUGGAUUUUGUUGGGGAUUUUGGAUGAUUAUGCUAAUUAGAUGUAGGUGCGGGCGUCGACUCUAGUGCAGUACGUUGUUGUAUUCCUUUUAUUUGACAGUCAGAUCAGUGUUGAAAUGGUUGGUUGCUGAGUUUCUCUCUCUCUCUCUCUCGCUCUCGAUGCAGCCAAACUAGCAGCAGGGAACCUCCUGGUGAACCCCCUGGAGCCACUCAACGCAGACAGACUGAAGGUCAAGAUAGCAGACCUGGGGAACGCCUGCUGGGUGGUGAGUAUCUGUGUGCAGAUGACCUAAGGGAUUUCCUGCUUAAGUCUUCCCGGCAUUCAUGUCGCCCACCUGCUUGGUUGAGCUUGCCAAUGGAAUAAUCCCAAAAGUCUAAACUCCGCCCCAGCUGCCACUCCAUGCAGGCUCAAUCAAACGUGGAAAGUAUUCAAAAAGAAAAACACUAUUUGAACCCAGUUCUGCAAUAGCAGUGUCAUUGACCUGUCUCCAUCUCACCCCUUUCUCUCUCUCCUCCGCAGCACAAGCACUUUACAGAAGACAUCCAGACGAGACAGUACCGUUCUGUAGAGGUGCUCAUAGGGUCUGGCUACAAUACACCAGCCGACAUAUGGAGCACAGCCUGCAUGGUAAUCCUGGACAACAGAGAACCACUUACACACUUUACAUUCAAAUAAAACCAACAUUUUAAAACCAGUAAAUAAAGGAACGUAGAAGGGAUUCAAAAAGGAGAUCCUGUUUAGAAUGCCUGACAAGAUCCUCCUCCCUACAGUACAGUGUCUGCUUCCUUCCUUUGUUGUUUAUUGUCCUUUCCUUCUCUGCAGGCAUUUGAGCUAGCCACAGGGGACUACUUGUUUGAGCCCCAUUCCGGGGAAGAUUACGCCAGGGACGAAGGUAGUUAUGCAUCCGCUUGUUCUUCUGCUUGAUUUGAAUAUAUGUAUAGUAGUCUACUUUUAGAAGGUUGCCUCUGUUCUAAUCUUGCGUACUUGAUUCUAAUAAUUAGCUGGUUGGUUGAUCAGCUGAAUCAGUUUAGUUACAACUGGGGUUGGAGUGAAAACCUACGGGAGGGUAGCUCUCCAGGAACAGGGUUGGAGUGAACCUACGGGAGGGUAGCUCUCCAGGAACAGGGUUGGAGUGAACCUACGGGAGGGUAGCUCUCCAGGAACAGGGUUGGAGUGAACCUACGGGAGGGUAGCUCUCCAGGAACAGGGUUGGAGUGAACCUACGGGAGGGUAGCUCUCCAGGAACAUGGUUGGAGUGAACCUACAGGAGGGCCUCCUGAGUGGCACAGCAGUCUAAGGCACUGCAUCGCAGUGUCGCGGCGUCACUACAGCCUGGGGUUCGAUCCCAGGCUGUGUCAUUACCGGCCGUGACCGUGAGUCCAGUAGGGCGGCGCACAAUUGGCCCAGCGUCGUCCGGUUUAUGGGAGGGUUUGGCCGGGGGUGCUUUACUUGGCUCAUCGCGCUCUAGCGACUCCUUGUGGCGGGCCGGGCGCCUGCAGGCUGACUGCGGUCGUCAGUUGAACAGUGUUUCCUCCGACACAUUGGUGCGGCUGGCUUCCGGGUUAAGCGAGCUGGUGUUAAGAAGCACGGUUUGGCGUGUCAUGUUUCGGAGGACGCGUGACUCGACCUUCGCCUCUCCCGAGCCUGUUGGGGAGUUCCAGUGAUGAGACAAGGUCAUGAUCACGUAAUUGGGUAAAAUGACAAUAUAAAAACUACGGGAGUGUGGCUCUCCAGGAACAGGUUUGGAGAGCACUGGCCUACAGAGAAGAGCUAUUUUGGAUUGGUGACGUUAACCGUUUGCAUACUGUGAAAAACCUUCCAAAAUAUUAAUAGGUUUUCAUUCAAUCUCUUAUCACUUUUGGGUUUGAGUUGGUCCUAAAUAUUUAUAAAUGUAUUAAUGAUUAAAAACCAACAGUUAUGCUUUUUGCAGUAGGCGGUGUGUGCAUUCGAUGGUACAAUACUGUGCAAUGUGUUUGAUGGUACAAUAUUGAUUAGUAGUCUAGUUGACAAUAAACGGUGCAGUCUGUGCUACUCCAUUACAGUGAUUUUAAUUACCGUAUUUUCCGCACUAUAAGGCGCACUUAAAAGCCUUUAAUUUUCUCAAAAAACGACAGUGCGCCUUAUAAUCCGGAGCACCUUAUAUAUGGAUCAAUUGGUUGAUCCAUACUGGUUGUACACGGCGCUCAAGGUGCUCUGUCAAAAUGUUUCAGUAUGAAAAACCAAUAAAAACAAUGUAGUAAUAAUAAUGAAAUGUUUCAGUACGAUUGGUAAACUACAAAGCCGCACCGCUUGCAGCAUUACAGCUACCGUAGUCAGUAAACACCGGUACUGUGCUUACUCACAGUCCCACACCACUUGUGUGUGUGUAUAAAGACCCCAAAAUUGUUGUCGGAACGCUUAAUAAAGUUUGACUUUAUCUGAAUUGUUUUGUUGACAUUCCCUUUAGCACAGCUCCAUCUAGUGGAUGCAUAACGCAACCCCAGUCAAACGUUUGACUGCAGUAUCUUCUAUUCUAUGCGCCUUAUAAUCCGGUGCGCCCUAUAUAUGAAAACAGUUCUAAAAUAGGCCAUUCAUUGAAGGUGCGCCUUAUAAUCCGGUGCGCCUUAUAGUGCGGAAAAUACGGUAGUUUAAUAGCCACCUGGAUACACUAUGUUAUAGCAUAUGUCAGCUAACCUGGGCCUAUUUAUUACUGUAGCCAACUGUUCUGUCAUUGUCAUGCCAUACAUUAAUAGAAGAGAAGGAAUUGUUGGCUUACAACACGUCGUACAGUAUGCUACCUGCCUAUAUGUCAGCUAUAGUCAAUCUUCAAGGGCCAGUUUCCCUGGAUAUUUUAAGCCUAGUCUUGGACUGAAAAGCAUGUUCAGAUGAGAUUUUCCAUUGAAAGUGCUUUGUAGUCCAAAGGAAACCUGCUAGGAGAUUUUAUUGUAUUAAUAUUUUUAUUAACCAGAAUAGGUACGCUAAUCUGUGUCUGUGGCCUGCCCUGGGGGACGUGGGGAGGUAGAGCAGGCAAGGUCCUCUGACAGCACCAGGAGUCCCAACACCCAGCUGCUACGUUCCAAUGUCAACACUAGCAUACUACGUAGAAUCAGAACCACAUUUAAUCCAGUCUCUGUCAUGUCUGGGUGUUCUCUACUUAGUUUUAGGCGGGUGUCUUUGUAUUGUUUUACAGGUGAAGUUAAAGGGGUUGUACACCCCAAAAUAAAAGGGAUUAUACACCCCGAAAUAAAGGGAUUAUACACCCCGAAAUAAAGGGAUUAUACACCCAAAAUAAAAGGGAUUAUACACUCCAAAUAAAAGGGAUUAUACACUCCAAAUAAAAUGGAUUAUACACCCAAAAUAAAAGGGAUUAUACACUCCAAAUAAAAGGGAUUAUACACUCCAAAUAAAAGGGAUUAUACACUCCAGAUAAAAGGGAUUAUACACUCCAAAUAAAAGGGAUUAUACACUCCAAAUAAAAGGGGUUAUACACUCCAAAUAAAAGGGGUUAUACACUCCAAAUAAAAGGGGUUAUACACUCCAAAUAAAAGGGAUUAUACACUCCAAAUAAAAGGGAUUAUACACUCCAAAUAAAAGGGAUUAUACACUCCAAAUAAAAGGGAUUAUACACUCCAAAUAAAAGGGAUUAUACACUCCAAAUAAAAGGGGUCGUACACUCCAAAUAAAAGGGAUUAUACACCCAAAAUAAAAGGGGUCGUACACUCCAAAUAAAAGGGGUUAUACACUCCAAAUAAAAGGGAUUAUACACCCCAAAUAAAAUGGAUUAUAAACCCAAAAUAAAAGGGGUUAUACACUCCAAAUAAAAGGGAUUAUACACUCCAAAUAAAAGGGGUUAUACACCCAAAAUAAAAGGGGUCGUACACUCCAAAUAAAAGGGAUUAUACACCCAAAAUAAAAGGGGUUAUACACCCAAAAUAAAAGGGGUUAUACACUCCAAAUAAAAGGGAUUAUACACCCCAAAUAAAAGGGAUUAUACACCCCAAAUAAAAGGGGUCGUACACCCCAAAAUAAAAAGGGUUGUACACCCCAAAAUAAAAGGUGGGUUCCUCUAAGUGCUGUCAGAUUGACCCCCACACCCAGGGGGGGCUUGUGAUUGCCGCACGAAGUCUGAUGAAUCUGUCGUUUGUCUCGUCCUCCCCUCUUCUCUUCUCCCUCUUUUUUUGCUCUUGUUUUUUUUGUCUGAGCAGACCAUAUUGCAUUGAUCAUUGAGCUGCUGGGGCAAGUCCCACACAAACUCAUAACGGCUGGGAAAUAUUCCAAGGAUUUUUUCACCAAGAAAGGUAAAGCAAUGUGGUUAUGUAAAGUUUUUAAAUGAAGACCUAUCACCCCUUUUGUUGUAAACACAAACAUCUGUGCGUGUAUUUCACAGUGCCAAUCUUUUUUAUUUUCUUGUAUGCUGUCAUUUAAAGGAAAGCUUUAGUAACAGUCUUGAGUGAUGUGUGUGUGUGUGUCAUGGUGGUGAGUCUUGUCAUGUUAGUGUGGUGAUGUGAAACCCUGUCUCUAACUGACUGACUGCCAUCUGUCUCUCUGUCUAACCCUUCUAUCUUUCUCUGUGAGGCUGACUGUGCCGUCUGUCUCUAAAACUUCUCUUCCCUAGGUGACCUGAAGCACAUCACCAAGCUGAAGCCGUGGGGGUUACUAGAGGUGCUGCAGGAUAAGUACGAGUGGCCCAAAGAGGAGGCUGAUUGUUUCGCUGACUUCCUCCUCCCCAUGCUGGAGCUGGUACCGGAGAAGAGGGCCACGGCCGCAGACUGCCUGCGCCACCCCUGGAUCGCCCCCCAGUGACUGCCUCCAGUACUGCAAUGUAAAACACCUGGGGCCUGUUCAGUAGGCAAACGUUUUUGAAUGUUGCAGCUAAUUUGAAUGACUGGAGCUGACAUGACUAGUUUUUCUACUUGUCAUAGAGGCAUGUUUGUUCUACAGUAAGGAGUUCUAUCUGAGCGUUCCGUAACGUUUUGCCCUGCUGAAUGCGGCCCGUGAUGGAACAGUCCAA
Messenger RNA from Coregonus sp. 'balchen', 14219 nucleotides. The record is from the annotation of a GenBank genome assembly. NCBI's taxonomy places the organism in Eukaryota, Metazoa, Chordata, Actinopteri, Salmoniformes, Salmonidae.